AUGGACAAAUUACAAGUAAAAGAUGAGAACAAAAUAAAGGUUCUGGAAGAGAAAACGAUGACAAGCAAAAUACCUGUUGCUGUUGCUGCGAAGAUUCUUACAUCUAAGAAAGUUGAAUCUGAAAUGAAUUCUCUCAAUCUCAUCGACCAAAAUCAUAAUAACUGUCAUGCUAACGGCAAAUCAAAUAUUGCAAAUAUCCGCAAGACAGAUGCCGGUGCUGUUGUUACUGACACCAUUACAAAAGUUAGUAAUGAAGCUACAAGAAACAUUGGGAAUUCAGGAAAUUAUCAGGCGAACAGCGAUAGAGAAAUCAGAUCAACAAAGCCAUUGGAUUUGAUGAUUAUCGAUACUCAGCCGAUACAGAAAUCGUGGCAAACAGUAAUGACUGGACCCAAUCAGCAAUAUCAUCAUCAAAUUGUGACACACAUGGUGCAGAAUGGAUAUUCGCCAACUUAUGUGCAGAUGAUGACAGCAUCCGUGGUACGGUCACAGGUAACUGAAGCAAGUGUUGACUUCGAAAUGCGACGUGAAAAACCAUGCUGCUGGAAGGGUGAAUUACCACCUCGUAAUUACUGUAAUCCAGUGUUUUCUAGUAAAGUUUUUAUUGGUGGUGUUCCAUGGGAUAUUACAGAAACCGCACUUCUUGACUCAUUUUCGAAAUAUGGACCCUGCCGAGUGGAAUGGCCUAGCAAAGAAUUGCGUCAUACACGCAUAAACCCACGACGAGCCAAAAUUACUGGUUAUGUGUAUAUGGUUUUCGAAAAUGAUGGGGCGGUGAAAAACUUGCUGCAAGAUUGCUCUCAGGAGUUUGGAACAGCUGGUGAAUGGUAUUUCAAAUUGACAGCACGACGAGCCAAUGGAUUGGAAAUCAGACAGGUGCAAGUUAUUCCAUGGGUGAUAACAGAUGCCUCGUAUAUUAUCAGUCCGAAUGUUUCUCUGGACCUUAAAAAAACAGUAUUUGUUGGGGCUUUGCAUGGCAUGAUUACGGCCCAGGUUUUGUUCUCCAUUAUGAGAGAUGUUUACGGUGAUGUACUUUAUGUUGGAAUCGAUACAGAUCGUCAAAAGUAUCCUAUAGGCAGUGCGCGAGUCACGUUUUCAACUCAGUCAGCUUACUUCCGCGCGAUUGAAUCCGGUUAUCUUGAAAUUCACACUUCGAAAUUUACGAAAAAAGUACAGAUUGAUCCAUUUUUGGAGGAUGCUAAAUGUUCACAAUGUGAAUGUGUUCAGGGACCAUAUUUCUGUCGCGAAAAGAGCUGUUUUAAAUAUUUUUGUCUGCAAUGCUGGGAGGUUCGUCAUGCACUGACUGGUCCAUAUGGCAGCCACAAACCUAUGAUUCGCACACAUCGUCGACCGGUGCAAUCAGAAACUUACUUUGCUUACAGUGCUGCUAACUGUGCUGUUUCAUAUGACCCUCACACUGUUCUAUCGCAACAAUAUUUUGGAACUUUUACAUCUGAGAUUGGGAUUCAGAUGAACAUUCGACCUCCGAUUCCCGAUCAUAUUGCAGAAGUUGCUCAACCUACAAGUAUGAAGCUGGCGUUUAGACAGCCGACAUAUCUAUUGCCUACUUAUUCCAACCAUUCUCUCAAGCAAGUGCAGGUUUGGGUGCCUCCUGUGAGUCAACCUCACAUCUUUCCGCAAGAAAGUAAUCUGAAAGCACGAACUCUAUCCCGACUCACUCCAUGCAUUGGUUCAAACUUCUCUGAAAGUGUCAGUGGACACAAUCACAGUGAUUCAUCUCUUCGUAUGGAAAAUAUUGCUGACGACACAUUGCAUGCUGCGCCGAUGUCAUCGAGCUCCCCGAACAUUGAAACUGUUUCAACUAGUGCUCCAUAA
This is a messenger RNA of Brugia malayi, 1836 nucleotides long. It is a transcript of the gene Bma-cpb-3, whose product is annotated as cytoplasmic polyadenylation element binding protein 3, putative. The coding region runs from base 1 to 1836 and encodes 611 amino acids. The transcript has 12 exons. Gene Ontology annotation, cellular component: cytoplasm; synapse; nucleus. The record is from RefSeq and is a predicted model, not a curated record. Lineage: Eukaryota; Metazoa; Nematoda; Chromadorea; Rhabditida; Onchocercidae. Gene Ontology annotation, molecular function: mRNA regulatory element binding translation repressor activity; mRNA 3'-UTR binding; ribosome binding. Gene Ontology annotation, biological process: negative regulation of cytoplasmic translation.